Arachis duranensis is the source of this 3477-nucleotide messenger RNA. RefSeq names its product protein TIC110, chloroplastic. The record is from RefSeq and is a predicted model, not a curated record. Gene Ontology annotation, biological process: protein import into chloroplast stroma. Gene Ontology annotation, cellular component: TOC-TIC supercomplex I. Lineage: Eukaryota; Viridiplantae; Streptophyta; Magnoliopsida; Fabales; Fabaceae.
AUCCUCUUCUUCCAUCUCAAGUCGCAUCUCAUUCAUUUUCGUUAAACCCUAUAAACUCCACUCUCCACACUCUUCACCUGCACAACGACGUCGUUUCUAUCCGUAUAACCAUGAACCCUUCCACCCUCACUCCUUCAUCUUCCCGUUCUCUUCUAUCACCCUCUCCUUUCCUCCAACCAACAACCUUAAACCACCAACGACGCCGUUUCAGGGUCUCCUUCCCUCGCUGUUCCGAUGACCGCACUUCCUCAUCCUCUUCUCCCCCUCCGCCGUCCAAACCGCAGAGGGACCUCAAGGGACUCGAAGUCCUCGUUGACAAGUUGUCGCCGCCUGUCAGGCUAGCCACCUCCGCCGUCAUCGUUGCCGGCGCUGUCGCCGCCGGGUAUGGCCUCGGGACGCGCUUUGGUGGCAGUCGAACUGCCGCGUUGGGCGGUGCUGUCGCUCUAGGCGCCGCCGGUGGUGCCGCAGCGUAUGCACUGAACGCCUCUGCUCCGCAGGUUGCGGCGGUGAAUUUGCAUAACUACGUUGCUGGAAUUGAUGACCCUUCGAAGUUGAAGAAGGAAGAUAUUGAAGGCAUUGCCAAUAGGUAUGGUGUGAGCAAGCAAGAUGAGGCUUUUAAGGCAGAGAUUUGUGAUAUAUACGCCGAGUUUGUGUCGUCUGUCCUUCCUCCUGGUGGUGAGGAACUUAAAGGUGAUGAGGUUGAUAGGAUAAUCAGUUUCAAGAAUUCCAUAGGGAUUGAUGACCCAGAUGCAGCAGCUAUGCAUAUGGAGAUUGGUAGGAAAAUCUUCAGGCAAAGGCUGGAAGUUGGGGACCGUGAUGCUGAUAUUGAACAACGCCGGGCGUUUCAAAAGUUGAUUUAUGUGUCGAAUCUUGUAUUUGGAGAUGCAUCAUCAUUCCUUCUGCCUUGGAAGCGUGUUUUCAAGGUCACUGAUUCCCAGGUUGAAGUAGCUGUCCGUGACAAUGCUCAGCGAUUGUAUGCUGCGAAGCUGAACUCAGUUGGCAGAGAUAUUAAUGCAGGACAACUUGUUGCACUUAGGGAAGCUCAAAUUUUAUAUCGCCUUUCUGAUGAGGUUGCGGGGAACUUGUUUAGAGAGCACACAAGGAAAUUGGUGGAGGAAAAUAUUACCACAGCGAUUGGUGUUCUUAAAUCUCGCACUAGAGGAGUUCCUGGGGUCAGCCAAGCAGUUGAGGAGCUUGAUAGGGUAUUGUCAUUCAAUAAUUUACUUACCUCAUUCCAGCACCAGAUAGAUGUGGAUCGGUUUGCCCGUGGUGUCGGUCCAGUUUCUUUAAUAGGUGGUGAGUAUGACGGUGAUAGAAAAAUAGAGGACUUGAAACUUCUUUACAGGGCAUAUGUUUCAGAUGCUUUAUCUGGUGGGCGCAUGGAAGAUAAUAAGAUUGCUGCACUAAAUCAAUUGAGAAAUAUAUUUGGAUUGGGCAAACGCGAGGCAGAAGCCAUUUCACUUGAUGUUACAUCCAAGGUAUAUCGUAAACGACUUGCACAGUCUGUCACAGAUGGCGAGUUAGAGAUGGCAGAUAGCAAAGCAGCAUUCCUUCAAAAGCUAUGUGAUGAAUUGCAUUUUGAUCCAGAAAAGGCCGGUGAACUUCAUGAAGAAAUUUACCGGCAAAAGCUUCAGCAAUGUGUGGCUGAUGGGGAGCUCAGUGAGGAAGAUGUUAAAGCUUUGUUGAGGCUACGUGUGAUGCUGUGUGUACCUCAACAGAUUGUUGAAGCAGCGCAUGCAGAUAUCUGUGGCAGUUUGUUUCAAAAGGUUGUCAGAGAAGCAAUUGCAUCCGGGGUUGAUGGAUAUGAUGCUGAAACCAAGAAAUCCGUACGAAAAGCAGCACAUGGCUUGCGACUUACCAGGGAGACUGCUAUGUCUAUUGCAAGCAAGGCAGUAAGGCAGAUAUUUAUUAACUACAUAAAUAAAGGGGAGUCGGCUGAUGCCUCAACUGAAGAACCAGUGAAGGAGGACAUUGUUGUGACAACAGAAGAUGAAGAAUGGGAUUCAAUUCAAACACUCAAAAAAAUUAGACCAGACAAAGAACUCGUGGAAAAAUUGGGAAAGCCUGGCCAGACAGAAAUUACUCUUAAAGAUGACCUUCCAGAAAGGGACAGGACUGAUCUUUACAAGACGUACUUACUUUACUGUCUAACCGGUGAAGUGACAAGGGUUCCAUUUGGUGCUCAGAUCACUACAAAGAAGGAUGAUUCAGAAUAUAUUUUUCUAAAUCAGCUCGGUGGGAUCCUGGGAUUGAGUGGUAAAGAAAUAGUUGAAGUACAUAGGAGUCUAGCCGAGCAAGCAUUUAGGCAACAAGCUGAGGUAAUUUUAGCUGAUGGACAAUUAACGAAGGCCAGGGUGGAGCAGCUUAAUAACCUGCAGAAGCAAGUAGGUUUACCUCAAGAAUAUGCUCAGAAAAUAAUCAAGAGUAUAACCACCACAAAGAUGGCAGCGGCCAUUGAAACUGCUGUGACACAAGGAAGGCUCAAUAUUAAGCAGAUUAGAGAACUUAAGGAAGCCAAUGUUGAGUUAGACAGCAUGGUAUCCGAGAACUUGAGGGAGACCCUCUUCAAAAAAACUGUUGAGGAUAUUUUCUCAUCAGGCACCGGAGAGUUUGAUGAGGAUGAAGUAUAUGAAAAAAUCCCGAUGGAUCUCAACAUUAACAAAGAGAAAGCAAGAGGGGUUGUUCGUGAGCUCGCACAAGCUAGAUUAAAAAACUCGCUUGUCCAGGCCGUGUCGCUAUUAAGACAGAGAAAACAUCCAGGAGUGGUUUCUUCUCUCAAUGAUUUGCUGGCUUGUGACAAAGCAGUACCUGCACAACCGCAAUCAUGGGAAGUGCCAGAGGAACUUGCUGAUUUAUACACUAUAUACUUGAAGAGUGAUCCGACUCCUGAGAAAUUGGCGAGAUUGCAGUAUCUACUCGGCAUAAGUGAUUCUACAGCAGCUGCUCUAAAGGAUGUUGGAGAUGCUUUGCUCAAUAGCACUGCUGAGGAAGAGAACUUUGUAUUCUGAGUGUUGUAUUAAAAUGUUUGCCAUUAGGCAUAUUGGUAGCUGCCACAAGUCUGCCAUUUUUUGUUCAGCAGUAGUGAAAGAGAAACGAUUAUGAUGUAAUUCUUCAGAAUAAAGAUGAUCGCAGUGUUAGGUGUUGAAAUUUCUGAUAAGCAUUAUAUUGUAACAGUUAAAUUUAAUAGGUUGCGGUAUUUUUCUUUUUUAUUGUAAUGACUAAUGAGUGAAGAUGAGUAAAAUUACUGUCAAACAAUACCAUAUCCUAUCUUUCCUCUUAAAAUUUUUGUAACGUUUUUACUCCCCUUCUAUUUUGGGUCGUGAUAACAUGUAUUUUCAUCAUUAGCCUACAUCACAAUUUGUGUGGAGACAAUAUUCUGUAAUCUGUAGCAUUGGAAGGGUAAAGUGUAUUCUCAAAGAGAAAUAUUGUGUAUUUAUUUUGCUUUGAAUGUUGAAUUGAUAUAGAUUUUUUCAUCAA